CCCUGUGCGAAAAGGUCUCCACCAGCGGGAAGCUCGCGGGACAGACUGGAGUGUGUCAGCCCAAACUGUUUCUUUUUCUGGAACGGUAGGGCCGUUCCGUGGGUCUUCGACGCGCGAGUUCCGCCAGCCCAGCAGUCCGCGAGCGCCAGGCGGCUAACAACCGUUGGGCAUCAACUCCCGCGGGCGUCCGUCGGUGGGGCGGGAAGUAAGGCAAGGGAAGCAGAUGCCGGUGCGCGGCUGCCACACGGACUGCGUGGAGCGGCCCCUGUCGCGGGCGCUGCGGGCCCUCGGCGCCUUGGUGGGCGCCCACCCGUGGCCCUUCCUGCUGCUGCCUUUGGCGCUCUCGGCCGCGCUGGGCGCCGGCUUCGUCUUCCUGGAGAGCCGCAAGCCCAAAUUUAUGGAAGACCAAUACACGCCGCGAGGGGGCGCGGCCAAGGGCGAGCGCCGCUUCGUCUGGAAGCAUUUCCCGACCAACGACGGCGAGCACUUCUCCGCCCAGAGGCUGACAGGCGAAGGCACCUUCGUCUCCUUCCUGGCCGUGGCCGCCCCUGGAGACUCGCUCCUCACCGCGCAGGCUUUCGCCGAGCUGCAGAAGCUGGACGCGGCGGUGCGGGGGCUGCAGGCGGGCGGGCUCUCCUUCGCCGAGCUCUGCGCCCGCCGCAACCGCACCUGCGUCAGCCCCAACCCGCUCCUCAGCCUCGCGCAGAGCUCCCCGGGGGGCAUCGAGGCGCUGCUGCCCCGCCUCACCUUCCCGCUCUUCCAGGGCCGGGUUUUCCUGGCCCCUUUCCUGGGGGGCGUCAAGCUGCGCCCGGGAGAUGAGCGGGCGCGCCCCGUCGAAGCAGCCAAAGCGCUGCGCCUUGUCUAUUAUUUGCAGGAGGACCAAACUGGGAUGUGGUGGACGAGCUCUCGCUGGGUGGCGGCCGUCCUGGAGGGCAUCCCCGACCUGCUGGCCUCCUUGAACCUCAGCUCCAUUCGGGUGGCCUAUUUUACCUCACUGUCACGACAACAAGAGUAUGAGAAAGUUUCCCAAAAUGUGAUCCCAUUGUUUUCUGGUGCAUAUGCCUUAACAAUAACCUACUCCGUUAUAUCAUGUUCAAGGCUAGACUGUGUGCGGACAAAAGUGUGGGUUGCAGCAUUUGGAGUGCUGACAUCAGGCUUAUCAGUGCUCAGCAGUUUUGGAUUACUGCUCUUUUGUGGGGCAUCAUUUGUUGUCACAGCUGCAAAUGCACCAUUUAUUAUACUUGGGGUAGGUAUUGACGACAUGUUCAUCCUCGUGUCCUGCUGGCAGCGGACAAAAGUGAAGGACACUGUUGAAAAUCGGAUGGCUGACACUUACGCAGAGGCAGCUGUGUCCGUUACUAUUACCAGCUUAACAGAUAUUUUAGCCUUCUACAUUGGAACUUCGAGUGCAUUUCCAGCAAUUACAUCAUUUUGCGUCUAUACGGGCACAGCCUUCAUUUUCUGCUACUUCUAUAACCUGACGUUCCUUGGGGCUGUCAUUGCUCUAAAUGGUAAAAGAGAAGAAAGCAACAGACAUUGGCUUACGUUUAUGAAGGUGGAAGAUGAGAUUCCACAUUCUCAUGGCUAUUUGUAUAACAGGUGUUGCACUGGAGGAUAUUUUGAUGAGGCCACUGGAGCAGAGCUUGAACAUCCCACAGAUAGAUUCUUUAGAAAAUAUUAUGGUCCUUUCCUUAUGCAUACCUGGACCAAGGUUUUGGUGGUGCUUCUGUAUCUUCUGUACCUUGGUAGUAGUAUUUAUGGGUGCAUACAUCUUAAAGAAGGUAUAGAUGUUCGAAAUCUAGCUAAUGAUGGUUCUUAUGUCAUUCAGUAUUACAAUUGGCAUGACGAAUAUUUUUCAGAGUAUGGGCCAAGGGUAAUGGUGGUUGUUACUGAAAGCAUACACUAUUGGGAUUCAUCUGUUCGUGCAAACCUCGAGGACUGCAUGAGGUCAAUGGAAAGCUCAUCUUAUGUGGACAAUAAUUUAUCUGAAUCAUGGUUGAGAACUUAUGAAACUGCUGCUAAAGGCAUGUCCCUAAAUAUUGAUGACCGUAAUGCUUUCAUUGGUAGUUUAUCUGCUCUGUUUCAAGUUAAUGCAGAGUUGGCGUGGGAUAUUCGUUUCAAUGCCACGGAAAUAUCUUCCUCGCGUUUUUUUGUACAGACAGUCAAUGUUACUACUGCGGUUGAUGAGAAACAUCUUUUAAAAGAACUUCGAGGCUUUGCUGAAAAGUGUAAGAUACCAUUAUUGGUUAAUCAUCUAGCUUUUGUAUAUUUUGAUCAAUACCUUGUGAUAAUUCAUAAUACCAUCCACAAUGUUGUGAUUGCUUCUGGAUCCAUGUUACUUGUUUCCUUGUUGCUCAUUCCCAAUCCACUGUGCUCUUUGUGGGUAACGUUUGGUAUGGCAUCUGCUGUUGUUGGUGUGGCUGGUUUCAUGGCCUUUUGGAGUGUCCGUCUUGACUUUGUGUCCGUGGUCUGCCUGGUCAUUUGCAUAGGCUUUUCUGUAGAUUUCUCUGCUCAUAUUUCCUAUGCCUUUGUAUCCAGUGAAAAACUUGAAGUGAAUGACAAAGCAGUGGACGCUCUUUACCGACUUGGUCACCCUAUUCUGCAGGGAGCUGUUUCCACCAUUGUGGGAGUUCUAGUGCUAUCUAUAGCAACCACUUACCUCUUCAGGACCUUUUUUAAGAUAAUGUUUCUGGUUAUCUUGUUUGGAGCUGCUCAUGGUCUAAUUUUUAUUCCUGUGUUUUUAACAUUCUUUGGGUUUUGUGUUAGAUUGCGAAACAGAAAUGAAGUGAUACAAGAACAGCAAUAAAAGGGAUAAUACUACAAAAAAAUUCUCCUAGUAGAAUAUAUCUCUUACAAAGCUGCCUAUGUAAGGGAUAAAGAAACCACAGCUACCUUCACUUUAAGUGGUUCUAGAUUGCCCAGGAUGGCCACAUUACACAUGGACAUUCCCUGGUUUAAGGGCUAAACUGAGUGUUGUGUUAUUAUUUACAUCUUUUGGACUUGCAUCUGUGUUUGGUUUUUUAAAAUGUUUUUAAUGAUUUUAUAUCUGAAUAUGAUAUUUCAAGCUUUUCACAUGCCAAAUGGCUGUCUUCAUGAGGGACCCCUAAUUCUGCAGUGUUUGUGUUGACAUCCCUGAAAUGCCCUGUGGGUGCCUGUGCAUGUUUAAUGUUCAUAGCAGCUGUGCUGGGCUCCAGUUCAGGUUGGAAUAAUGGCAGGAGUCCUUUAACCUUUUAUCCUUGCUGUUGUUGCUCCCAGACCCUGUAACUGCUGCUCAUUGGCACCAUAUGAACGUUCCUCCCAAAACAAAUACCAGCUGUGGAGAACACAAUUUAGAUCAGGAAUCGUGGCAGGGCAAAUUGUGUGGCCCCCAGCUGCACUACCCAUUUGAAUUGCAGGAAGAGUGUCUUUAUUGUUGGUGUUCAUGGAUUCUAACACCAGCACUGAAAUGUCAAGGUUUCUUCAUGAAAACUACUAUUCUGGAUCUUGUUCAAAAUACCAUAUUAAAACAUUAUUAAAUGUUAAUUUGAACUCAGUCAGAUGGAAGGUCCUGGUCCAGAAAUACUUAACUUGUAGAUACUGAUGUUCUAUAAAACUUUCUAAGUGGAUGUUUUGAGAGGAUUCCCAUGUAUUCUGUACAUGCUUAUUCUGUUUGACAAAUCCGUAAUUAAAAGACACUUUCAGAGGUC
Molecule: messenger RNA, 3686 nt
Organism: Hemicordylus capensis (graceful crag lizard)
Lineage: Eukaryota; Metazoa; Chordata; Lepidosauria; Squamata; Cordylidae
Product: patched domain-containing protein 3-like
Exons: 4
Coding region: 224-2806 (860 amino acids)
Cellular component (GO): membrane
Source: RefSeq, a predicted model, not a curated record